Molecule: messenger RNA, 1251 nt
Organism: Naumovozyma castellii
Lineage: Eukaryota; Fungi; Ascomycota; Saccharomycetes; Saccharomycetales; Saccharomycetaceae
Gene: KTR2
Product: mannosyltransferase KTR2
Exons: 1
Coding region: 1-1251 (416 amino acids)
Source: RefSeq, a predicted model, not a curated record
AUGGUGAGGUCGCAUAUUUACCGUCUCAUCUUUCUUCUGGUGGUAACUGCGGGACUUGUGAAGCUCAAAUACGGCAAUCAAAGAAGUAAACUGGAAGAGGAGCUCUUUCGGAAGUCCAGUACUUCUAUUUCCAGGUUUGAUUCAGUACGAAGGCGAACAUUUAUAGGAAGACCAAAAUUAUCCACAAACUCCUACGAUGAUAACUUAAUGAACGCUAAGAUGGAAAUAGCAGAAACUGGGAGCCAGAAAGAAAAUGCUACCAUUUUAAUGUUAGUAAGAAAUUGGGAAUUGGAGGAAGCAUUGGGAUCGAUGAGAUCCCUCGAAGAUAGAUUUGAUAAGCAUUUUGCAUACGAUUGGACAUUCUUGAAUGAUGUUCCCUUCAGUGAUGAAUUUAUAGACGCAACAACCGCCAUGGCAAGUGGUAAAACUCAAUAUGCAUUAAUUCCCGAAGAGGAUUGGAACCGCCCAUCAUGGAUCAACGAAACAUUGUUCGAAGAGAGGUUGAAAGUAAUGGAAGAUAAAGGUGUACUAUAUGGUGGUGUCAAGUCGUAUAGAAAUAUGUGUCGCUUUAAUUCUGGGUAUUUUUUCAGACAAGACAUUCUUAAGGGAUACGAUUAUUAUUUUAGGGUGGAACCAGGUGUCGAAUAUUUUUGUGAUUUCCCCUAUGAUCCAUUCUAUAUCAUGAGGAAGUAUCAAAAGAAAUAUGGCUUUGUGAUAACAAUGUAUGAAUACGAAGAUACUAUUCCAACUUUAUGGGAAAAUAUAGAAAUGUACCUUGACGAAAACGAGCAAGAUAUUGAUAUGGAAAACAAUGCUCAUAAGUUUUUGACAGAUUCAGAAAUAAUUGGGAACCAAGUAAAUAUAAUUGAUUCCAAUACAGAAUACAACCUUUGCCAUUUUUGGUCCAAUUUCGAAAUUGGAGAUUUAAAUUUCUUUAGAAGUGAUAGAUACAAGAGAUAUUUUGAAUUUUUAGAUUCUAAAGGUGGAUUCUAUUACGAAAGAUGGGGUGAUGCCCCAGUGCAUACAAUUGCAGCAGCAUUAUUAUUAAAUCGAGACGAAAUUAUACAUUUCGAUGAAAUAGGAUACAAACAUGAUCCAUUCUAUACAUGUCCAAGCGCUUACUAUAUGAAAUUAAAACAAAGAUGUGUCUGUGAUCCUCAUGGAGAAUACAGCGUUGACUUGAAUGAAAUAAGUUGCUUACGGAAAUGGUGGAAGAAUGGGAGUGGGAAAAGAUUUCUCAAAUAUGAAUAG